UGUCCGCCAAGCGACCUGGCUGCCCGGGUCUCCACCGACCAGCAGCAGGGAGGAGGAGGAGGAAGAAGAGGAGGUCGAAGUGGAAGAAGAGAUCCAGGGACUCUCAUGUGUAUUCAACCCAGUCGUGUAUCUGUGUUGGCAUAACAAGGACGCGGGAGGACCGAGCGAUGUCUUCGCCGGGCUUCACUAACCUGAACAGCUCCGUCAGCUACAGCCAGAACGGUCCAGCACAGACCUACACAUCCACGUAUCCAACUGCAGGCUACUAUGGAGGAGCCCCACCUCAGCAUCACAACUACCCCACCACCCCUGCCCAGAACACACCCGGUCCCAACAAAGCCCCCAUCACGAACAGUGCCCAUAGUGCAAACUACUACCAGAACAACCAUCAGCAACAACAACAACCACAGCCACAGCAGCAGCAGCACCAUGUAGCACCUUCCCAAUACAGCGCUGCCCCUAGCUCUGCCCCUCCUUCUCAGCCAUACACCACCCACCCCUCCUCAGCACCUCCACCAUCAAAUGCCCAGUACAACCAACAGCCAUUCCAGCAGUCGCAUCCUCCACCAUAUGCCACUCCAGGAUCUUACUAUGGACAGCAGUCGUACCAUGCUCCUGCAGCGCAACAACAACAACAGCAGCAGCAGCAGCAGCAGCCCAGUUUGGUGCCUGCGCCAGCGAGUGGUCCCGGAGCUCCCCUCUACCCCAUCGUUUCAUACCCGUCUGCACCUGGGAGUAGCCAGUACGGCACUUUAAGUUCCUCGCAGACCACCUCCACACCGGGAGUCAUGCCCACCCAGAUGAGUGCACCCCUUCAUCAGUACAGUACCACCCGGCCAGCCUCUGCGACAGCAGUGCAGCCCGGGUACAGUGUGGGGCCGACAGUCAACGGUCAAGGAAGCACAGCCCAAAACACAGUCCACCAACACUAUGACCAAAGCCACCAGGCUUCUCUGAACUACGACUCCUACGGCAGGGUCCCUCUCAGCAGUGGUGGUGCGGACUCAGACCGACCGCCCUCAGGAACCCCUUCAACUUCAGUCCAUUCCUCGCCGGGCCACCACCAAGGCAUGCAGUAUGGAUAUGUUGCUAAUAGUGGAGCUAGCUCUGCCUCUGCCACCACCUCAGGCCCAGCUGCGGCUCCCUCGUCAUCCAGCUCUGAGGAUGAUGAUGAUGAGGAGGAGGAUGAGGAUGAGGAAGCAGGUGGUGACACUUCCUCGUCCACUACUGGCAGUGCCUCUCCGGUGCCCAACAGCUACGAUUCCCUCGAAGGGGGCAGUUAUCCAGAUUCAAUGCCACCUUCCAAUAACAUGACAAGCCAGGCCCCGCCCUACGGUAACUAUGGUUACCCCAGCAUGCAGCCAGGCUAUCGGCAGGGACUCACCUCCCACGCGGACGCCUCACCCUCCCACGAUCUGUACGGCCAGCCAGACUACCCGCAGUACAACCAGCCAUUCCCGACCCUGACCUCGCUGUCUGCAGCCCUGGGGGGGCUGAGUGGGGUACCAGAGCUGGAGGUGGAGGCCCUGAGGCCGAUCAACUUGCUGCAGGAGAGAAAUCUGCUGCCUCCCAGGCCCCUGGAGGCUCCUGAACCCAAUCUCACCCCCGACCUGAAGAAAGUCAACUGCAGUCCACAUACUUUCAGAUGUACCCUGACCAGCAUCCCUCAAACUCAGGCCCUGCUCAACAAAGCCAGGCUCCCACUGGGCCUCCUCCUCCACCCUUUCAGAGACCUACAGCAAUUACCGGUGAUCACGUCGAACACAAUAGUGCGCUGUCGCUCCUGUCGCACCUACAUCAACCCUUUCGUGACCUUCCUGGACCAGCGCAGGUGGAAGUGUAACCUCUGUUACCGGGUCAACGAUGUACCAGAUGAGUUUAUGUACAACCCGGUCACCAGGUCAUAUGGUGAACCCCACAAGAGACCGGAGGUGCAAAACUCCACUGUGGAGUUCAUCGCCUCCUCAGACUACAUGUUGCGGCCUCCUCAGCCGGCAGUCUACUUGUUUGUGCUUGAUGUUUCUCACAAUGCUGUUGAAUCCGGAUACCUGAAAUACUUCUGCGAUUCACUUCUGGAUAACCUAGAUAAGUUACCCGGGGAUGCUCGAACCAGAGUGGGUUUCCUCACCUUUGACAACACAAUCCACUUCUACAACCUGCAGGAGGGACUGUCCCAGCCGCAGAUGCUGGUGGUGUCAGACAUAGACGAUGUCUUCAUACCAUCGCAUGACAGUCUGAUGGUGAACAUGAAGGAGAGCAGAGAGUUGAUACAUGACCUGCUGAGCUCCCUUCCCGCCAUGUUCAACGAGAGCAAGGAGACCCACAGCGCCCUCGGCCCAGCGCUGCAGGCCGCCUUCAAGCUCAUGUCUCCCACCGGAGGACGCAUCACGGUGUUCCAGACCCAGCUGCCCACCUUGGGUGCCGGUUUGCUGCAGUCGAGGGAAGACCCCAGCCAGCGCUCGAGCACUAAGGGAGUGCAGCAUCUCGGCCCUGCAACAGACUUCUAUAAGAAAUUCGCACUGGACUGCUCAGGACAACAGAUUGGAGUCGAUCUUUUCCUGCUCAGCUCCCAAUACUCUGACCUCGCCUCACUAGCAUGUAUCUCCAAAUAUUCGGCGGGCAGCAUCUUUUACUACCCCUCCUUUCACUAUAUCCACAAUCCGGCCCAGCUGGAGAAGUUCCAGAAGGAUCUUGAGCGCUACCUCAGCAGGAAGAUCGGAUUCGAAGCGGUCAUGAGAAUACGAUGCACUAAAGGUUUAUCCAUCCACACGUUCCACGGUAACUUCUUCGUGCGCUCCACUGACCUGCUGUCCCUGGCCAAUGUGAAUCCAGAUUCUGCCUUCGCUGUCCAGAUGUCAAUCGAAGACUCUCUGGCAGACUCGUCUCUGGCCUGCUUCCAGGCUGCUCUGCUGUACACCUCCAGUAAAGGAAAGAGGCGUAUCCGAGUCCACACACUAUGUCUGCCGGUGGUCAAUCAGCUGAGUGACGUGUACGCUGGCGCUGACGUCCAGGCAAUCACUUGUCUUCUAGCGAAUAUGGCAAUCGAUCGGUCGAUAACGUCCAGCCUGUCGGAUGCUCGGGACGCCCUGGUGAACGCCGUGGUGGACCUAGCGAGCGCCUACAAAAGCAACGUGUCGAACCUGCAAUCAGGCCUCGUCGUCCCAAGCGUCAUGAGUCUUUUCCCCCUCUACAUCCUCGCUCUACUCAAACAGAAAGCACUGCGGACAGGCACAAGCACCCGGCUGGACGAGCGAGUCUUCGCCAUGUGCGAUUUCAAGACGCAGCCGCUACAGCAGCUGAUGCGGAUGGUUCAUCCUGACCUGUACCGUCUAGACAACAUGUCUGACCAGGGGGCGCUCCAUCUGAACGACACACUGGUCCCCCAACCUCAUCUGCUCCACCUGUCUGUAGAGAGGCUGAGCAGAGAUGGAGCUUUCCUCAUGGACUGUGGCAACGUGUUUUAUCUGUGGAUCGGUAAAAGCUGCAACGAGAUCUUCAUCCGAGAUGUUCUCGGCUACCCAAACUACGCUGCAGUACCCCCCAACAUGAGUCACAUUCCUGAGCUGGAGACUCUGCUGUCGGAGCGGGUACGAGCGUUCCUCGACUGGCUGCAGGAUAACAGGGCGUUCAGCUUCACUGUGCACGUCAUCAAGGACGAAGCCUCGGCUAAAGCGACCUUCUUCCAGCACCUGGUGGAGGAUCGGUCCGAGUCGGCUUCUUCCUACUACGAAUUCCUGCAGCACAUUCAGCAGCAAGUGUCCAAGUAGAGCUCCCAUCACACGCAGAGUUAAAAAAAAAACAACAACAACUUUUUGGGCGCUACGAUCGAUCCUCAAAAACCGGAGCGGAGGAAUUUUUUUCCCGCCUCGUGUAGAAAGAAUGAAAACGUUAGCGUUAGCCAAUGACGGACACCCAUUGCUCCCUCAGACCAGCUCUAGCGAGAAGGUGGGUUUGCCUCCUCUUCCUAAUCCCAACAAGUCUUACUAAACAAACCCCCCCCCCCCUCGCCCCCCCCGCUCUCGAAACUCAUCGGUCUGCCAUCAGAAAGAAGAAGGAGGGGGUGAUAGAAAAGGAAGAGGGGAUAGAUGUAGAAAUGAAUUAUAGAAAUUAUUAAAAUGAAGGAACGGGGAUUUGCUCGGUGUCUCCUCGCCGCCUCUCAACCUACUGUCGAACCCCCCCCUCCCCCGUCGUAGCUUCUCGUCGAAUCACUCAUGAGAAAAAGAAAAGAAGGGGGGAGAAAAGUCGAGCCAAGAGGACGCCACUUCUUCCUCCCUCCCACGUGUUUUUUAGUUUGUUUUUUGUGAGCCUCACAUGUAGCUAGUAGCUGUGUUUUUAUUUUAAUUUUUAUAAUUUAUUCCCUUCCUCACAACUUCCCUCGACUUUUUUUUAAUACACUGGAGAACAGAAACAAGCAUUCCUUCUGUCGUUUUUUUUCUUCUUUCUUCUUUGGCAUGUGCGAAGUACGAAACGCAUGUCACCGUUUUGUUUGCUGCUAGUCUGAGGAUAGAAGACGACCGUCUGUGUGUAACAGGAAGUGAACUUCCCCGUGGGUUGGACGUUGAAACCCCGCCCACACCCGCACACACACACACACCCAAUCACCGGCCCCUCUCUUCUCUCCUCUACUGUGUGAACUCCCGAUUUGUCGAGAUCAAUAUUGAAAACGCCUCCUCUGUCAGCAAUCUUCUUCUCAUUUGUUUUUUUUUUUGUUUUGUUGUUGUUUUUUUCCAGGCGCUAACUCGAGUUGCUAUCCACUUUUUAACUAUUGAAAAAGAAUCUUUUAUGUGCGAUAAUUUAUGAACCAGCUUAUUAAAUAAAAAAC
Molecule: messenger RNA, 4822 nt
Organism: Scomber scombrus (Atlantic mackerel)
Lineage: Eukaryota; Metazoa; Chordata; Actinopteri; Scombriformes; Scombridae
Gene: sec24b
Product: SEC24 homolog B, COPII coat complex component
Exons: 24
Coding region: 168-3767 (1199 amino acids)
Biological process (GO): intracellular protein transport; endoplasmic reticulum to Golgi vesicle-mediated transport; COPII-coated vesicle cargo loading
Cellular component (GO): endoplasmic reticulum exit site; COPII vesicle coat
Molecular function (GO): zinc ion binding; SNARE binding
Source: RefSeq, a predicted model, not a curated record